This is a messenger RNA of Zymoseptoria tritici IPO323, 298 nucleotides long. RefSeq lists its product as uncharacterized. Lineage: Eukaryota; Fungi; Ascomycota; Dothideomycetes; Mycosphaerellales; Mycosphaerellaceae. The record is from RefSeq and is a predicted model, not a curated record. The transcript has a single exon. The coding region runs from base 22 to 279 and encodes 85 amino acids.
GAAGUCGCCCUCACGAGCUGGAUGGAGAUCAGAACCGUUUACACGAAGUUGAGGCAGCGAAGCCAGCAGAAUUGGAGACUCCAGGAGGCAGAGCGGAGUUGGAAGGCGAAUGGAGAGGCUGGGAAGCUGGUGAAAGUCGAGGAUAAUCCAGGAGAGCAGCACGGUACUUUGUGGAGGCUAUAUGGAGAGUGUGAUGUGGAACCGGGCCCAUCGAUCUGGUCUUCUAUCAUUAGAUACGUGGCGCCUGCGACCUCGAGGCGGCGAGUCGCUGCGCCUUAGAAAGGAAGCACGUUGCUUC